UUGUUUAUGUUUGUUUAUCGUUCCGCUUUCGGGGCAUACAUUUGGCUUGCUUGCUGCAAUCAUGGAUAGCAUCAUCGUCGGCAGUCCGCUGUUUUCCGAACCAAAGCUAAUCGAGCUGGUGAAACGGAAACCAUUACUAUGGAACCACAAAGAUCCCUACUACAACAACAGGAAGCUGGAAAAGGACUGUUGGGCGGAAAUAAGCGAUCUGCUGGAAACGGACAUUGAAAUGUGUAAGAAAAAGUGGCAAGGUCUGCGCAACCAGUACCGGCGGGAGCAUUUGCGAACGAAAAACUCCAAGUGGAAACAUUACCAGCGCUUAAGCUUCCUUGCGGAAGUUUUAACCUCCAAAGCGAAGUCACGCAGCGGCCUUUCCGAAGGGGAAGACGAUGAUCCAAUCCGUAUUGAGCGGUCCGACACACCGAUGGAACAGAAUAGCUCCUUCAUGGAGGAACUGUACGACUCGCCCUAUUCAAAUGGAGUAGUGGCCAAAGAAGAACCGAAGGAGACAGCACACACGAUCCCACCGGCGGUUGGCACUGUUGCCCAUAACAGUAAUUAUUACUUUGCGCUUAGUUUAGUGGAGUUGUUGAAUGCCAUUCCGAAGCGAAACCAACUGGCCGCUCGAAUAGCUAUCCUGUCCAAGAUCAAUGAGUUUCCUACAGAGCAGGAAGAGGUUGGGCAAGGAGAUAUUAAUAAUUUUUCGUGAAUGUGCAGAAAGGUACACAUUCUGCACGAGUAUGAGACGUGUGCCGAUGGUGGUAUUUUAAAUCAAAUUAUACUUUUAGGAAUUUAUUGCACAGGAAUGUCGUCCAUACAUCGGUCAUUUUUACCCUGCUCCUUGCACCAUGCGUUGGUGUCUGCGUGACGACAUUGGAAACGAAAUACUUUUACCUUAUAAUACAUUAAAUUACAAGCUAAUAAACAUUUUAUUGAACUAGUAACUGUA
Anopheles merus is the source of this 949-nucleotide messenger RNA. RefSeq names its product transcription factor Adf-1-like. The record is from RefSeq and is a predicted model, not a curated record. Lineage: Eukaryota; Metazoa; Arthropoda; Insecta; Diptera; Culicidae. Bases 62 to 709 code for a protein of 215 amino acids. Gene Ontology annotation, biological process: regulation of transcription by RNA polymerase II. The transcript is spliced from 3 exons. Gene Ontology annotation, cellular component: nucleus; transcription regulator complex.